Messenger RNA from Pseudomassariella vexata, 1477 nucleotides. RefSeq lists its product as uncharacterized. The record is from RefSeq and is a predicted model, not a curated record. The transcript has a single exon. Lineage: Eukaryota; Fungi; Ascomycota; Sordariomycetes; Amphisphaeriales; Pseudomassariaceae. Bases 392 to 1381 code for a protein of 329 amino acids.
GAUUGUCCCGUUCUCGCUGUGGCAGGCGCACGUGAAGCUCGUCACUGUUCUCAAGCUUGAUGCAUUACGCGAGGGACCCAACGGCCAGCUGAUGCCCGGCGACGGCGGCAACGCCCCCAGCAAUGGAAACGCUAGAACCAAGUACUACAUUCGCGGACAGGAGGACUUGUAUCAGGUGAAUGAGUUCGUCAAGUUCGUUGCACCCUUUGGCGCCCACUUUGUCUGGACUCUUUGGCAAUGGUUUGCCACAUUCCUGUGCAUAGUCGGAGUCGUCCUGUUCUGGCCUCUGACCGCCGUCCGUAACUACGUCCUGCAGAAGGGUGCUCAGUGGAAGCUCGGGGCCAAAAGGCAGUAGGAUGCCGUUGGCCCGGGAUGCUGGUCUGACAACUGGAUGUCGCUUCUCGAAUCGUUUGAAACAUACGUGGUCCUCCGCCGCCUGUUGGAACUGCCCAGGCCACAGCUUUCAGUCCACGGCGACCCAGCCAACGGAGGCCACUGUAAGUCCCGGGCAAACCUGGAUUCCGAGACCAUGCCUGCUGCUUUUGCCGAGAUCCUUACGCCGUUUAAGAUUUCUAGGCGACAUCAGCCUACAUGUCCGGGACUAUUUGCAGAAUCAAAACCCCCCUCGAAUACUUGGUCGCAUUCAAUCACUGGGAAUGAGGGGCUUGUACGAAAGAACGGCAAUGUACCCAAGUCUGCGUCAUCCAAACCUACCGCUAGUGGUCGCUCAGCUUAUUCAACACUGACUCAACUCAUUCAAUCUUGCCACAAUAGCAGUCGUCGUCUGAUUUCGCAGGUCGGUACCUUUCGUCGAACAGGAAAGCACCUGUCUACUAAGGACUUCGACGAAAUGCGCAAGCUUGCUUUCAAUGAAAGCAUUAACCGGUACAUCUUGAGGAAUUUCACGGCAGCCUGCGAACCAGAAUCAGACAACUCCGAUGAGCCACAAGAAGAUGUACAGCAUUCUUUCAUCUCAGAAGAGGCAUCUUUGUACAACGAUUCCAUCUUUGAUCGUCUUAACCCUCGACCCUCGUCUCGUUCUGUUUCCCAGGAGACAUCGCAGUCCACUUCAAUGGAGGUUCCAAAGCAGCAUACUUUUAUUGCCUAUGAUCCGUCCAAGCCCGGUUGCGAUUGCGAGUCUGAUUUGGACGACGAGAUUUCUGACGCCGACGCCGACAUCGACGCUGAGUGUGCCUGGGAGGCUCCUACCUCCAUGGUCCGAGUACGCUUACCGAGCGAGCCCGAAAAUUCGGGUUCUGCUUCCCAAGAGUCAGUCGAACAGUCUCAUGUUCCUGUUGCCAAGGAUCGUCGAGGCGACGAGGACGAUUCUCUGUACUACGAUCCUGAUUUCGAGCCAGUUCAGGCUGCCCUUGCUGCUUGAGGACUGGCCGGGUUUCGCGAGGCCUUUUUAAGGCUCUGUCUCGAGCAUACUUCCUAUCCUUACCCAUGGAGUUAUCAGGCUGGUUGUUAGUAACAG